Messenger RNA from Loxodonta africana (African savanna elephant), 906 nucleotides. RefSeq names its product splicing factor 3A subunit 2-like. The coding region runs from base 1 to 906 and encodes 301 amino acids. The transcript has 3 exons. Lineage: Eukaryota; Metazoa; Chordata; Mammalia; Proboscidea; Elephantidae. The record is from RefSeq and is a predicted model, not a curated record.
AUGAUGCUGCAAGUCAUCCAUCCAUCUACCUAUCCACCAAUCCAUAUAUCCAUCUUUCCAUUCACAUAUCUAUCUGUUCACCUACCUAUCCACUUAUCCAUCCAUCCACCCAUCCACCCAUCCACCCUCCCACCCACCCAUCCAUCCACCCACCCACCCAUCCAUCCAUCUACAUAUCCACUCAUCCACCCACCCAUUCAUCCAUCCUUCCAUCCAUCCAUUCUUCCAACCAUCCAUCCAUCCACACAUCCACCCCUCCACCCCUCCAUCCACCCACCCCUCCACCCACCCACCCCUCCACCACCCACCUACCCACCCAACCAUCCACUCACCCACCCAUCCACCCAUCCAUCCAUCUACAUAUCCACUCAUAUCCACUCAUCCACCCACCCAUUCAUCCAUCCCUCCAUCCCUCCAUCUGUCCAUCUGUCCAUCCACCUACCCACCCACCCACCCAUCCACCCAUCCACCCACCCAUCCAUCCACCCACCCAUCCAUCCAUCUACAUAUCCACUCAUCCACCCACCCAUUCAUCCAUCCUUCCAUCCCUCCAUCCACCCCUCCACCCCUCCACCCACCCACCCAUCCAUCCAUCUACAUAUCCACUCAUCCACCCACCCAUUCAUCCAUCCCUCGAUCCCUCCAUCUGUCCAUCCGUCCAUCCGUCCAUCUGUCCAUCCACCUACCCACCCAUCCAUCCACCCAUCCACCCACCCAUCCAUCCACCCACCCAUCCAUCUACAUAUCCACUCAUCCACCCACCCAUUCGUCCAUCCUUCCAUCCAUCCAUCCAUUCAUCCAUCUAUCCACCCAUCAUCCAUCAUCCAUGCAUCCACCCACCGAUCCAUCCAUUACUUUCUGAGAUUGGAUGAUCGCCCUCACGCGUAUCCAGGCUUUCAUACCUGA